AUGUGGGACGCAGGCCAGCCCUGCUUUGCUGAACAGGAGGACCAGGGACCAGAGCUGCAAGCCGGGGGUCCCGCCUUUACAGCCAGUCCUGCAGACCCCUCAGAGGGGCUCAGAGCAAGGGCUCCCCACCCAGGGGACCCAGGAGCCCCAUCUCACCCACUCCUUGAAAGCCUAGUUUUCCCUAUCUGUCAAAUGGGAAUCAGAAGAACAAGUAUGCUGGUGAAACUGGUCGACGGUGAUGGACUAGAGUUCAGGAAGCGCCAUUCUGGACCAGCAUUUGGCAUCAACAGCAUUUUAUAUCAGCGUGGCUUAUAUCCAUCCGAAACCUUUACUCGAGUGCAGAAAUAUGGACUCACCUUGCUUGUAACUACUGAUCCUGAACUCAUAAAAUGCCUAAAUAAUGUGGUGCAACAACUGAAAGAAUGGUUAUACAAGUGUUCAGUGCAGAAAUUGGUGGUAGUCAUCUCAAAUAUUGAAAGUGGUGAGGUCCUUGAAAGAUGGCAAUUUGAUAUUGAAUGUGACAAGACCACAAAAGAUGACAGUGCCCCCAGAGAAAUGUCUCAGAAAGCUAUCCAAGAUGAAAUUCGCUCAGUGAUCAGACAGAUCACAGCUACAGUGACAUUUCUGCCACUGUUGGAAGUUUCUUGUUCAUUUGAUCUUCUGAUUUAUACAGACAAAGAUUUGGUUGUACCUGAAAAGUGGGAAGAGUCAGGACCACAGUUCAUUACCAGUUCUGAAGAAGUUCAUCUUCGUUCAUUUACUACUACAAUUCACAAAGUGAGUAGCAUGGUAGCCUACAAAAUUCCUGUCAAUGACUGAGGAUGAGCUAAAGACAGUAAUGUACUUGUAUUCUCAAAUGUGGUUUUCCUGAAACCAAAUCAACUUUAGUUGAUAUAUUUCAUUGGUUAAUUUUUAGAUGGGGAAAACUUAACAUUAUACUUUACUGAAUCUGUGCAUAAUUGUUCCAUUCCUUGGUACCUGUUUCACUUUCCAUAUGGCUGAUGUAAGUUAUUGCACACUGUUCCAAAGGGAACUAGCAGAUUUCAUUAACAUUGUAAUGUCAAUUCCUUUGAAGGUAGUACUGUAGAUGGAAAAACUUUUGCCAUAAAAAUAAAUGUCUUUCUAAAUCAGACCUUUUGGUCAAGCAGCUUGACUCAGAAUGUACAGAAAUAUUUAAAUAUAAAAUAGAGCUAAAGAAAUAUGAAUAUUCAGAAUGUUUGUUUAGAUCCUGAAAGUAACUAAUGAUAGUCCAUAAGUAAUAAAAUAUUGCUCUUAUUAGGUCCUUUUGCCAUUUAUUUCAUUUGUAUAGUUUCCAUAUUGAAAAAUUUUCCAAUUAUUUGAUUUUAAUUUAUAUAACUUGAACCCAUGAAGCUAUGGAUAUUCCUACUGUUCAAACUGCUAUGAUACCAAACUUUUAAGAAUGUCCUUUUAUGUUUUAUAAAAUCAAGCUUUAAAUGACAAUGAUGAAAUAAAGUUAAAUGUGUAUGUU
Messenger RNA from Orcinus orca (killer whale), 1489 nucleotides. Its product is annotated as mitotic spindle assembly checkpoint protein MAD2A-like. The transcript is spliced from 2 exons. The record is from RefSeq and is a predicted model, not a curated record. Gene Ontology annotation, biological process: mitotic spindle assembly checkpoint signaling. Bases 1 to 819 code for a protein of 272 amino acids. Lineage: Eukaryota; Metazoa; Chordata; Mammalia; Artiodactyla; Delphinidae. Gene Ontology annotation, cellular component: kinetochore; cytoplasm; nucleoplasm.